Klebsormidium nitens is the source of this 2186-nucleotide messenger RNA. Lineage: Eukaryota; Viridiplantae; Streptophyta; Klebsormidiophyceae; Klebsormidiales; Klebsormidiaceae. The record is from the annotation of a GenBank genome assembly.
GAAAAAUCUCGAUCUGUGUCGGAGGUCAACAGACAAAUUUCAAAUUCUAGCAGCUGUGCAGGGCGCCUUCCUAGACCUUGUCGGGCGCGAGGGGUUGCCCUGCACGUAGGUAGAAGAGCUCGUCAGAAGAGGGUCAAAAGGGCUUUAUAUCUUGUUCUACAUCCGUUUUCCUUCAUCGUGUCGGUGGAUGUUUGUGGGGGGUGGAUAAAAGCAGCAUAGAAGAAGGUUUGCUUGUUUUAGGAGGGGCGACGUCAGCCAGAAGCGAGCAGCGCCAGGUGCAUAGCUUUUGCAGUCAAUCUUACAGGUAUUGUGUUUGUGAAAAGGUAUUCACCUCUUCUUGAGGGUAUCUGCAUCUUCUAGAUAUGGAGGCAACUGCGGCGGGGUCGGCUCUGGCGGGGCACUCUUUAGCGGGCGGCCUUGCUCUGCAGAGAUCCAAGUCUUGCUCCAAGCCCCAUGUUGUUGGCACCAGCGCUUCUAGCAGGAGUGUAGUCUUCCCCCAUUAUAGUGCUCGCCCCGCAUCCUUAGAGGCGAGGCAACUCUCCUCCAAACUUGCAUCGUCUAGCACCCUCAUUCAGCAGGCCGAAGCAUUCCAAAUAGGACGGCCCCAAAUAGGACGGCCCCAAGGAAAGCGCGGAGCAAAGGUCGUUGCUCUCGCGGGAGAAUUGGAAGAGGCGUUUGCGGCUAACAAGAUUGCACGGGGCUGGUCGACAGAGCAGCUCGUCUUUCCUGUGGUUGAGGAGAACAGAGCAGACGACAAGUGGCUGCAGAACCCCUUGUUGAGGCUGGAGAGGUUUGGCGUGGGUUGGUUUGGGAUCAUUCUUGAUUGGGAGGGAGUCCUGGUGGAUGAGGAUCCAAAGAUUGAGAGGCAGGUGUGGGAGGCGCUUGCAGAAGAGGAGGGGCGGUCUCUACCCCCUGCUUGGCUCUUGAGGAGAGCUGAAGGGAUGAAGACAGAGCAGGUGGUUGCGGAGGUGCUUUGCUGGACGCGGGACCCCAUGCAGGUCCGACGAAUUGCGCGGCGGCAAGAGCACCUUUUCCAAGAGGCUGCCGGGGGCCAGUUCACCCUCAUGCCCGGCGUGCGGCACUUCCUUGACACCGUCAAGAAGUAUGGCGCACCCAUGGCGCUCAGCACGACGAGGCCCCGCGAGUACGUCGAGCAGGGCCUCUCGCAACUAGGGCUGCAAGAGUACUUCGACGCAAUCAUCGCGCCAGACGAUGUCGCCCGGGGAAAGCCUGACCCGGAGAUGUACUCUUACGCCGCGCAGGCAAUUGGUAGGAUACCGUCAAGGUGUGUUGUGAUCGGGAGUGUGAACGCGUGCACGGAGGCGGCGCAUGACGCUGGGAUGAAGGCGAUCUCGGUCGCAAGUAGACACAUGGUCUGGGAGCUGAGCGCGGCAGAUUCAGUUGUCCGGAGUUUGUCAGAUCUGGACAUCAGGGGGCUGAAGUUGAUCAUCUCUCAGGAGCAGCCGCAGCUGCAACUAGAGAUGGAGAUGGAAGAGGAGAUGGAGGAGCCAGAGGCGGAGCCCGAGAGCAGGAUUGGGUUCAGCGACGACUGGUAGCAGUAAGACAGGAUUGGGGGUGGCUGGAAGUGCUUGCAAGCUCCUCAGGUGGAGCUUGUCAUAACCAGACGGGGAUGGUGCUGACUGGUAAUGGCAGGGCGUGAGGAAGGAAGGUGGUAAAUUGGUGGUGCUCAGCUUUGUGCGGAGAUAGUUGGGGCGCCGGGAAUGUGCUAGGGGGAUGGAUGUCCAGAAUCUGAGCUAAGCUGGCUCAAAUCUGGCUGGACAAAGGACCGUGUUGGUGGAGAACGGGUGGAUAGAAGGACUACAGCAGCGGAGAGUCCUUAUGUUGUAAGUUAGUGGGAAAAGCUUUCUUGGGGCACCGCAUGGAGGAUUGAUCUGCAAUAAACGCAGGUUGUCUUUGUGAUGUUAGCCGCUUGAAUAGUGACCUGCAUUGGGAAAAAGCAAGGCAGGUGGCUCAUAUUUGCUGAGAGCGUGUUGAUUUGCACCGCAGUUACCAUUGGCUCCAUAGGUCAGAUUGUUUGUACAUAUCGACGGUGCAUUAGAUAAGACAAUUGGCAGGGAACAUUCAUUGCCAGGUCUGACAUGAAUCUGCUGGACCUUUGUAAAGAUUGUUCUGAAUUGCUCUUUGUUAUUGUUCAUCAUCCAUGCUGGUUCUUUGAAAAGGUCUUC